AUGUCAGGAACUAGGCAACAUGCAAUGAAACCGAAGUGCCUAAAUUUUAGUGAUGAAUGGCCAAAGAUUGAAAAGACAGUUGUUAAAAUUUUAACUUUUCAACCAAUCGACAAAAUGACGUGGGAUUAUAAUUUCACUGAAAUUUACCAUCUUUGUAUAUGUGUACCCAAUACACAUGAGAAACAUUUAUUUGAAAGUGUUAAACUUUGUGUACUAAAACAUGUAGAAACAUUAAGAGAACAUUUGGCCUUGUGUAACGGUGAUGUACUUAUUAGUAAAUAUGUUAAACUAUGGGAGCAAUAUUAUGAAGCUUCUAAAAUAUUGCAUACACUUUUUUAUUAUCUUAAUAGACUAUUAGAAAAACAAUAUGGAUCAGUUCAAAAUAAAAAUAAAUCAUUAAAUCGAGUUACUGAAAAAGUACCUUGUUCCAUUGGUGGUCUUGUUUUAGGAAUUUGGAAACAAGAAAUGGUUUUAAAAAUUUGUGAUCCUCUAUACUUUGCAAUUUUUGAGGUUAUAAAUAAACAUCGUGAAGGUUAUAAAUGUGAUUCUAUUGAAGAGGUUCAUGCAGCAAUAAAUUCUUUUGUUCUCUUAGAUAAAUAUGAAAUACCAAAAUUAAGUAAAAAUGUAGAUAUAAUGUCAGGUGACUCUUGUGAAAAUGUAUAUACAUUCUAUUCUCAAUCUUUUGAAUUAUCUUAUCUAGAAAAAACUAGGGCUUAUUGUAAUCAGAUAUUAGCUAACAAAUUUGCAGGACUUCCAAUACGUGAAUAUAUGGAAAAAAUAUUAAAUGAAAUAGAAAAUGAAAGAAAACGUGCAAGGUUAUUUUUAGAUUCAUCAAGUGAAAAGAAAGUUCAUGAGGUAUGUUUAAGAUUAAUGGUUAAUCAACAUAAAAAACAAUUUGAUGAUGCUACUAGUGAAAUAUUGUAUGAAGAAGAUGAAAAAUAUCUUAAGAUUGUUUUUAAUAUUCUUGAACCAUUAAAACCUGAUGGAUUAUCUAUACUUAUUAAAGAGUUUCAUAAAAAAGCUAUUGAUGAUGGUACUGAAAAUAUUUGGAAAAAUGAAAGUUCAAAUGCACCACAAACAUUUGUUGAUAAUGUAAUUGUAAUUUUUAACAAAUAUAAUAAUCUAGUUAAAAAUGUUUUUAAUGGAGCUGGAGAAUUUACUAAAAGUCUUGAUAAUGCUAUGCAUUAUAUUGUUAAUUAUAAGGAAAAUCCUAAAAUUAUAUCAAGAGCAAGUGAAAAAACAGCUAAGUACGUUGAUAGUCUUUUAAAAAGGGCUAAAAAUGUUGAUGAAAAAGAAGUUGAUAAUAAUUUGUCUAAAGCUAUUAUAAUAUUUAAAUAUCUUGAAGAUAAGGAUAGUUUUCAAAAAUUUUAUUCUAAAAUGCUCGCUAAUCGACUAAUUCAUAACUUAUCAACUAAUCAUGAGUAUGAAGAAUUAAUGGUUUCAAAAUUAAAAGAAGCAUGUGGUUAUGAAUUUACUAACAAACUUUGUCGAAUGUUUUCUGAUAUUAAUAUUAGUAAAGAGUUGUGUAAUGGUUACCUUAAUUCUAUUUACUAUAAAUCAUUCACAAAUGUUUCUAUAAACUUUAAUGUUCUCCAAGCAUGUGCUUGGCCAUAUCAUAUUAAUGGAAUAAAUGGUACUUCUAAUAAUACAAAUGAUGACAAGCCAGUGGUUUCACUACCACCAGCAAUUGUUUCAAAAUAUAUUGGUGAUAGUAUUAAUAAUUUUGAAUCAUACUAUCAUACUAAACAUAAUGGAAGAAAACUUUGUUGGCUUUAUCAUAUGUUUACAGUUGAUAUCAAAAGUCAAACUGAUUUUAAAAGUUACCUCAUUACAAUGAAUGUUACGCAAGCAUCAAUAUGGUUAACAUUUGAAGGUAUAGAUCAAUUAACAGUUCAAGAAUUGUGCCAAAAAACAUCACUACCACAUGAUAUUGUGACAAAAAACUUAAGAAUAUUCGUUGAACAUUCAUUACUUUUAUGUAAUGAUCCAGCAUUUUCAUUGUCUUCAAAUGUAAUAUAUAAUUCAAAAUAUCAAGGGAAACGUAUGAAAUUCCGCCUUCCACAACCACAAAAUCAAAAGGUUGUUGAAAGAGAAGUUGAACAAGUUACACAAGAAUUAUUACAUGAUCGCAAAUAUUACAUUGAAUGCGUCAUCGUUAGAAUAAUGAAAUCAAGAAAAGUUAUAAAACAUAAUGAUCUUGUUAGUGAAAUAAUAUCACAAACAAGAUCACGGUUUGUUCCUGAUAUGGCUUUUAUAAAAAGAAAUAUUGAAUCAUUGAUAGAUAAGAUGUAUCUUAAAAGAGCAGAUACAAAAGAUGAAUAUCAUUAUUUGGCUUAA
Messenger RNA from Strongyloides ratti, 2337 nucleotides. RefSeq names its product Cullin 1a. Gene Ontology annotation, biological process: protein ubiquitination; SCF-dependent proteasomal ubiquitin-dependent protein catabolic process. The record is from RefSeq and is a predicted model, not a curated record. The transcript is spliced from 2 exons. Gene Ontology annotation, cellular component: SCF ubiquitin ligase complex; Cul2-RING ubiquitin ligase complex. Gene Ontology annotation, molecular function: ubiquitin protein ligase binding. The coding region runs from base 1 to 2337 and encodes 778 amino acids. NCBI's taxonomy places the organism in Eukaryota, Metazoa, Nematoda, Chromadorea, Rhabditida, Strongyloididae.